Messenger RNA from Durio zibethinus, 2024 nucleotides. The record is from RefSeq and is a predicted model, not a curated record. Lineage: Eukaryota; Viridiplantae; Streptophyta; Magnoliopsida; Malvales; Malvaceae.
UUACCAUUUCAAAUUGGAUUAUGAAUUCAACGGUCAAAUAUUCAAAGCUUGAUCACGCCCUCUAUUAUUUAGUAGUUAAAUUCUCAUGCUUUUUCAAAUUUGAUAAUGUUCUUCAGGUCUUAAUUAAACGUUGAACAACCAUGUCAUGGUCUUAAUAUAACAACAUAUAUGUCGAAAUCCCUCACCCAAAUUUUGUUCCAAAUCAUUUACCAAAGCAAAAACCAAUUUGAACCCAGAAAAGAAAAAGAAAUAUAUAUUUUGCAAUGAUAAUUUCCUCCUGGAGAAGGAAAAGAGCCGCCGUGCUUUCGGAGAAAGAGCAGCAGAGGAAUGAAAAUGGGGAGAUGGAGCUGAUGAUUCCAAGAGAUUUCAGGUACCCCAUAUCGCAAGACUUGAUGAAAGAUCCUGUCACGUUGUCUACAGGGAUUACUUUCGAUCGACAGAACAUUGAGAACUGUACUGAGGCAGGGAAUUUCACUCGACCGCUUACGAAUCAAGCGUUGAGGAGUCUUGAACCGAUUCCAAAUCACAUGAUAAGGAAGAAGAUACAAGAUCGGUGCGUUGAGAACCGGUCUUAUGGGAUUGAGAGAAGCCCUAUGUCUCGAGGUCCUGUUAGUUCCAUGGAGGUUUUGGAGAUUCUUUCGAAAAUUAAUGUUGCUUGCAAGAAACGAGAUAGAGAAGGGUGUCGAUUUUUGGUGGUAGGGGUCAAGUCAUUAGCAAAUGAGAGUGAACGUGACAAGCGGUGCUUUGUGACUAAUGGGGCAGGUAGCGUUUUAUCAGAAGCUUUCAAUGUAUUUUCCAUGGCAUCUUUUGAUGAAAAUGCUGUGGUUUUAGAGGAGAUAUUGUCAGCUUUGACAAUAAUGUUCCCUCUUGAUGGAGAGGCCAAGGGUUUCUUGGGAUCAGUUUCAGCUAUGCAUUGCUUGAUAUGGUUUUUAAGCACUGGAGAUUUAUCUAGGAGAAGAAACGCAGUUUUGGCCUUAAGGGAGCUCGUUUUAUCAUCAGACCAAAGAAUAGUGGAUGAGUUAUCAGAGAUGGAAGGUGCAACUGAAGCAUUGUUUAAGCUGAUUAAGGACCCAAUUUGCCCUACAGCUACAAAAGCUUCUUCAACUGUCAUUUACCAGAUAAUCACAUCAUCUUCAACAACUGAGAAACAAGCAGCAAAACUUGUAAAUUUAGGCUUAGUAUCAUUGUUGCUAGAAACGCUGGUGGAAGCCGAAAGAGGCAUGUGCGAGAGGGCCUUAGGUAUUCUAGAUGGGAUUUGCAACAGCAAGGAAGGGAGAGAAAUGGCCUACAAACAUGCCUUGAGCAUGCCGGUUUUGGUUAAGAAAAUCCUUCGAGUGUCAAACUUGGCAACUGAGUUUUCAAUCUCCAUUUUAUGGAAGCUUUGCAAGAAUGAGCAAAGGGAAGAUGGAGGCGUCCUCCUUGAAGCCCUUCAAUUGGGUGCGUUUCAAAAGCUUUUGCUGCUUUUGCAGGUUGAUUGCCCCGACAAAACAAAGGAGAAUGUUUCAGAGUUGUUGAAAUUGCUGAAUCGUCACAGAAACAAAAUGGAAUGCGUUGAUCCCAUGGAUAAUUGGAAGGAUCUGAAAAGGUCUUUUUGAUUGUAAUAAUCUUAGGCAAACCAUGAUGGGAAAUUUUUGUUUAUAAUUUACAGAUUACAGUCCAAUGUACAAAACAAAAAAUUAAAGUAUAGAGUUUCAUAAAAAUGCCAUUACUAUAUUGAUUUUUGGUACACAAAAACAGAUUUUUCACAACAUUUCAAUGAAAAAACGCCGUCAAAUUUCGUGUUAAGGAAAUGAUAAAGACGUUUAAAACGUUAAUAAUUGAGUUAAUUGAUUCUCAUGUAGGUAAAAUAAAUAAAGAAUAUACAAUCUUUCACUAAAUUUGGAAAGGUGUUCAAAGGAGAGCCGCCACAAGAAAAUUUGGCAGUUGGCACCAAUGACUUUGUAUAUGUAUUUCCUUGUCCCUCUUGGCCUUUAGGUAUUUUCUUGAGCAUUAUUACAGAUUUUAUAGCCUUUUGCUUGAUAAAC